UGCAGCUGUCCUCUUCCCGGAGCAGCGCGGCCAUGAGCCGCUUCAAGCAGCACCGGGUGGAGGCUUUCUACGACGUGGGCGAAGAGCUGGGGAGCGGCCAGUUCGCCAUCGUGAAGCGAUGCCGCGAGAAAAGCAACGGCCGGGAAUUCGCCGCCAAGUUCAUCAAGAAGCGGCAGAGCAUGGCGAGCUCUCGCGGCGUGCGGCGCGAGGAGAUCGAGCGGGAGGUGGACAUCCUGCGGCAGAUCCGGCACGCCAACAUCGUCACGCUGCACGACGUCUACGAGAACCGCACGGACGUGGUGCUGAUCCUGGAGCUGGUCUCCGGAGGAGAGCUGUUCGACUUCCUGGCACAGAAGGAGUCUCUGAGCGAGGAAGAGGCCACUCAGUUCAUCAAGCAGAUCCUGGAGGGGGUCAACUACCUGCACGCCAGGAAGAUAGCCCACUUUGACCUUAAGCCUGAAAACAUUAUGCUGCUGGAUAAGAACGUCCCGCUGCCCAGAAUCAAACUCAUCGACUUCGGUCUCGCCCACAAGAUCGAAGCCGGCGUUGAGUUCAAGAACAUCUUCGGAACGCCUGAGUUUGUGGCUCCGGAGAUCGUGAACUAUGAGCCGCUGGGCUUGGAAGCAGACAUGUGGAGCAUCGGGGUCAUCACCUACAUCCUGCUGAGCGGCGCGUCGCCUUUCCUCGGGGAGACCAAGCAGGACACGCUGGGGAACAUCUCGGACAUCAACUACGAGUUCGACGAGGAGUUCUUCAGCCACACCAGCGAGCUGGCCAAGAAGUUCAUCAGCCAGCUGUUGGAGAAGGAUAAGAAGAAGAGAUUAACAAUUCAAGACGCUCUGAAUCACCCAUGGAUCAAGUCCAUCGAGCACAAGGAGGAGACUAAAACCCGGGAGCCCGAGAAACGGGAGCGCCGCCAGCUGAAGACCAAGCGGCUGAGGGAGUACACCAUCAAGUCCCACUCCAGCAUGCCGCCCAACAACACCUACGUGAACUUCGAGCGCUUCGCCCAGGUGGUGGAGGACAUCGACCAGAUGGAGAGCUCCUUUUCCAGCCUGGCGGCGGCCCACGACUCCCUGCAGGAGGACAUCGACGCCAUGGUGUCCGCCUACAACGAGAAGGAGGCCUGGUACAAGGAGGAGAGCGAAGACGUGCGCCACGAGCUCUCGCAGAUCCGCUACGAGUUCCGCAAGGUGGAGGCCUUCAAGAGGAGCCUGCAGGACGACGUGCAGGCCUUCAGCUCCGGCCUCGGCGCCGUCACCAGCCGCUACCGGGAGCGACAGAGCCACUUCGACGCGCUGCGUCUGGAGCUCAGCAACGAGCUGAAGUGGGUGCAGGAGCUCCUGAGGCAGGUUGAGGGAGAGCAGCUUCAAGGGCUGGAGGAGGCUGGUCUCAAGUUCUUAUUCACUGUAAAGAGUGAAGAUGAUGAAGAGGAAGCUCAGUCCUCUCAGCUUCAUCAAAGACAAACUGAACACAUGGAAACAGAAGCUGAUGGAGCGGAUUGUGGAGGACCAGAACCAGACAGGAAGUUAGAUCCAGAAAGACAUCCAGGACCAGAUACUGAUGAGACUGAGGACAGAGAUGAUUGGGAGGAGACUCAGGAACCUCAGUCAGAUGUGAACCCUCAAAACAAAGAAGUACCUGUAGGUGGUGUGAACUGUAGUACUGGAAAUACAUCAAUCAGCUCUCCUGAAUGUGCUGGAAGCUUUGACCACAAGGGACAUCUGGAGAAACCCACUAGCUCCAAAACAGGAGAGAAACCAUUUCAAUGCUCACUUUGUGACAAAAGAUUUGGAUGCAAAAGUAGUCUAAAAAGACACAUGCCUGUCCACACAGGAAAGAAACCAUUUAGUUGUUCAGUGUGUAGUAAAACAUUUACACGUAAGGGACGCCUGAACUCUCACAUGAAUGUCCACACAGGAGAGAAACCAUUUAGUUGUUCAGUGUGUAGUAAAACAUUUACACAAAGGGGAACCCUGAACUAUCACAUGACUGUCCACACAGGAGAGAAACCAUUUAGUUGUUCCCUGUGUAGUAAAAAAUUUGUACGCAAGACUAAGCUGAACAUUCACAUGUUUGUUCACACAGGAGAGAAACCAUUUAGUUGUUCAGUGUGUAGUAAAACAUUUACACAAAAGAGUAACCUGAACUAUCACAUGAAUGGCCACACAGGAGAGAAACCAUUUAGUUGUUCAGUGUGUAGUAAAACAUUUACACAUAAGAGUAACCUGAACUAUCACAUGAAUGGCCACACAGGAAAGAAACCAUUUAGUUGUUCCCUGUGUAGUAAAACAUUUACCCAAAAAGGACACCUGAACUCUCACAUGUUUGUCCACACAGGAGAGAAACCAUUUAGUUGUUCAGUGUGUAGUAAAACAUUUACACAAAAGAGUAACCUGAACUAUCACAUGUUUGUCCACACAGGAGAGAAACCAUUUAGUUGUUCAUUGUGUAAUAAAACCUUUUCACAUAAGCACAAUCUGAUACAACAUUUAAUUAUCCACACUAGAGAAACUAAUUAGUUUGCUCAAAAAGAUUCUCUUGUCUCGGUUAUUCCAAAAAUCACAAGUGUAGUUAUGAGAGUCUCUGAAAUAAACAUGGUUAAACAUUUAAAAACUGUCAGGCUGAUACAGACUCCAACAUAAAUCUAUUCAGCUGAGAUUAAGCUUCACAUCAAUUUAUAUUCUUUGACGUGAGUUUCUCUGGUAUUCUCUUAUGUUUCAUGUGUUAUGUAUUGUCACGUAUAUAUGAAUUUAAAUGGUUUUCCAUUGUCAAA
Molecule: messenger RNA, 2776 nt
Organism: Cyclopterus lumpus (lumpfish)
Lineage: Eukaryota; Metazoa; Chordata; Actinopteri; Perciformes; Cyclopteridae
Gene: dapk2a
Product: death-associated protein kinase 2a
Exons: 10
Coding region: 33-2522 (829 amino acids)
Biological process (GO): positive regulation of apoptotic process; intracellular signal transduction; protein phosphorylation
Cellular component (GO): nucleus; cytoplasm
Molecular function (GO): ATP binding; protein serine/threonine kinase activity
Source: RefSeq, a predicted model, not a curated record